AUGAGUUCAACAAACGAAGGCCAAUCCGGCCAAACACAACAGGUAUUUGGCUCGAAAUAUAAACAUAAUUUCAGAAGUCAAUAUUCAACUGAUAAAGUUGACAAAAAAUAUAAUGAUAUCAUCGAGCUACUACUAUCACCUCAAUUUGAAAUAGUAAAUGUAUUGUGCUCGAUCACAUUGGUAAAAGAGACUUCAAGAGAAAAUACAGUUAAUAUAUCAGAGACAUUGGUUAAUUUUUUCGAAAUUCAUUCAUCUUUGAAAUCAAGUUAUCUUUUGAAAUGGGCAAUCGACAAGGAAAUUGAAUGUACCUCCAAUGGAGCAACUCUUUUCCGUGGACUUUCAACAGCAACUCGUUUGAUUUCAUCUUUUUAUAAGAAAGUUGGUGACUCUUAUCUUAAAUAUCUACUGCAACCAUUCGUUUUGGAUCUUUGUUCAAGAAACUUUUCUUUUGAAAUCGAUCCAGAAAAAGCAGGUAAAGGAAUGGAUGUAAAAUCAAACCUUGAACGUCUAAUUACAAUCACACAACAACUAUUAGAUAAAAUAUUAGAUUCUUCAACAUUUUGUCCAGUUUCAAUUAGAAAUAUACUUCGUCAUACACAAGAAAGAGUAGAAAAGAAGUUUCCAGAGAUGAAAACAACAGUGAUUGGUGGAUUUAUGUUUUUGCGUUAUAUAUGUCCUGCUAUUGUAGCUCCAGAGGUUUUUGGAUUGAUUCAGGACAUUCCAACGACAGACUCCCGAAGAGGAUUGGUUUUGGUAUCGAAAUUACUACAGAAUCUAGCCAAUGAAAUGCCAUUCGGUGGCAUUAAAGAAGAGUAUAUGACCUAUUUGAAUAGGUUCAUAGCAGAGAACUCCAGUAGAAUACAUGUAUUUUUCAAUGAGUUGGCAUACGACACCAAUCCACUACAUCAAUCAUCAAUCAAUACCUCAUCCAACAACUUUAGUAUCUCCAGUAACAACGGUAGCAACACCAGCAGCAAUAACCUAGGUAGUGCCAACGGUUUGAACCAAUCGACUGCCUCGAUCUCAACCAAAGACCAAUCGAAUAGAAUAAGAUCUAGAUCAGAGUCACCUCCACUCAAACCGAUCGGUUCAACUCAGAAGCUGAUAAAUACAAACACGCAAGAUAUUUCAUUUACCGAUGACCAGAUUCAAGAGAACCUAGCCACUUUGAUAGGUCAGCUAUUCGAACACAAAGAGCGAUUGGAAACAAUCAUUACCGAGUCACUGCCGAACGGUUCAGACUUGGUGAAGAAGAUAGAUAGUGCUUUGGCACACGUUGCCAAACUUCAUCAGAAAUCAAUACAAUCGAUGCAAGCAAAGAUCUCCAGUAUGAAGAAGCAAUCGUCAACCGCCAACGGCAGCAGCUCAACCACACCCGCCAAAAAGAAACAAAGCUCAUUCAACAACAGUCAGUCAACUGGCAAUCUCAGUGGUUUCACAAGAGAUCCUUCACAUACCAAUCUUUUACUAUUCCAAUCAGAGACCGAAGAGGAGUUGAAUAGCCAAAUGCAUCGUUCCAUCUCUGAGGUUGUCAAUUUCUAUCGACACCAACUCGAUUUGAAAGACCUAGAGUUGAAAGCCAACCAAGACGAACUUGCAAUGGUCAAGAAGGAGUUAGAAGACUCUAAAUCGAGAUCCGGUACACUAAAGAAACUGAAGGAAGAGUUUGAUAUCGAGAGAAGAAAACGAAAGGAAGCUGAACACCAACUAAAGAAAUGUAUAGAGAAGCUAAAGUCUUCGGGAUUCGAGCCAGACACUGUGAUGCUGUCGCGCGACGAAGAGUUCUCAGAGAUCUCCAAUGACGAUGUCUCUGAGAGUGCCAGUAGUGUUCUCAACCAGAAUGCAAGAAAGAAGAAAUCCGGUUCCUCUACCAAUCUCAAUAACUACGUAAGAAAAUCAGAGUCAUCGACAUCGUUGGUUUCGAUGGCAUCGUCGGUUGGACCAUCGUCUCCUCAACCAACAUCGACAACACCACACCACAAUGUUGACACCAUGUCGACAUCGUCAAUCGCCCAAGACAUCCUCGAGUCGACUGGUAUCAACGGUGCCAAUCAAAAACAAUCGUCGGGUAGCAGCAACAAGCCACAGACUCUUACCAGUCAUUCGAGAUCGAAUUCCGCCUCGGAAUUGACCAGCUCAGAGUCGCAAUUCGACCAUUUGGAGACAGAGGAUCGUAUCAUCCAGGCAUGUGUAGACGGCGAGAUCUCAGAGGAUGACGAAGGUCUAGAUUUGUUGGAGUUCCUACGUGAGUACGGUGAGAAGGCACAGGCAUCGAACAGCGCCAUUCAAAAGUUGCAGCUCGAAGACAAUUCUACCGAGAAAAAGAAGCGUGGAUCCGGUAUCUUUAAGCAUAUGCCAUCACUCAAGAUGGGAAAGAAAAAGAGUAAUAGUAAACACAACACAUUAAAUAGCAAUAGUAAUAACAAUAGUAGUAGUACUAGUAGCAACAGUGCAUCGAGCAGUCCAUCCAAUUCAUCUCCCGUAGUAGCACCGUCAAACUCUAAAGAAAUAACAGAUAAAAUAUAA
This is a messenger RNA of Heterostelium album PN500, 2526 nucleotides long. RefSeq names its product Ras GTPase activation domain-containing protein. The coding region runs from base 1 to 2526 and encodes 841 amino acids. Lineage: Eukaryota; Evosea; Eumycetozoa; Acytosteliales; Acytosteliaceae. The record is from RefSeq and is a predicted model, not a curated record. Gene Ontology annotation, biological process: regulation of GTPase activity. The transcript has 3 exons.